This is a messenger RNA of Rotaria sordida, 1995 nucleotides long. The record is from the annotation of a GenBank genome assembly. Lineage: Eukaryota; Metazoa; Rotifera; Eurotatoria; Philodinida; Philodinidae.
AUGCCAUGGUUUUUACAAUGGUAUUCAGAUUAUCGUGAUCCUGAAAAUUUUGUUAAGAUCUUACGAAUGCUAUUGAGUGAAUUUACAGCAUGGUUCACUAGUUGUCAACCAGAUACUUAUUUUCAAUGUCGUUCUGCGGUUAAUAGUAUGAUUCGUCAUCUAAAUUAUUUUCUUAUCCGUCCUUUCGAAUCGGGCAACUUGAAAAUUAUUAGUGAUGAAUUUUAUCAUGAUUACUGUAAAUUGGUUUUACAUUGGUCAUCAAUUUUGUCAUCAACAUUAAAAUGUCCGUCGAAUGCGAUAAUUGUCAAAUCAGCUACACAAGCUAUCGUUCAAACUUUAUAUAAUUUUACACUUCAUUUGAACGUGCUAAGUUUUAUGAAAACAGUUUCGAACUUGAUUCCUAUGCUUUUAGAAAUAACUGAUGAUAAGCUCGAUGAAAUACAAUUGUAUGCUUACCGUUGCUUGGGCAAAAUGAUGAUAGAAACAGAUAUUAAAACUAUAGCAAAUCCUGGUAAAAUUACGGCUGUACACAUCGAAUUCAUUACAAAUACUAUCGACGAUCCAAAACAAGCAGAACGAUUUUAUAGUCUGCUAGAAAGUAUGAAAAAUUAUGUUCAACAUGAUCAAGUAAAAGUUGAACUCAUAAAACAGAAAGUAGUUCCUUUACUAAUCAAAUGUGUCGUAGAAACUCAAUUUGAUCCAGUCAAAGUACAACUAAUAGCUCUUGAAAUUCUUCUUGCUCUCUCGUUUGACAACAAUGCCUACUGUAUCCUGAGACAAAAUCAAAUUCUCAUGAGUCACAUUCGAGUUCUUGUAGGCAAUACUAAUCCGGCUGAAUCAUAUUUACAACGAGCAGCAGAAAGGCUUCUUUGGAGAUUAGAAAAAGAAGAAGCCAUUAUUCAAUCAACAGUUUUGAAUGUGCACAAAUAUGAUAUCAUGAUCAGUUAUUCACAUGAAGAUCAACAGAUAUGUUUUCAAAUUCAAGAACAAUUAGUGAAAGAUGGAUUUCGUGUAUGGAUUGAUAGAGAUUAUUUGCGAGGAUUUAUAAUGGCUGGCAUAGCAAAUGCUAUCGAAAAUUCUGAAUGUGUACUAAUCUGUAUGUCUAGCAAAUACAAACAAAGCCCCUACUGUCAGUUGGAAGCUUAUUAUGCAUUUGAACGAGGCUGUCGUCUCAUUCCAAUUAUCAUUGAAUCUAAUUACAAACCUGAUGGAUGGCUUGGUAUUAUUAUGAUAAAUUCAUCUUGGCCAAAUACACCAUGUCAAAUGCAAAGACCAUCAUUAAUUGAGGAUGAUGAUGAUGAUCAUACUAAUAAUAAGAAUGGAAAACAAUUGCUAUCAAGAAGUCUUACAUUUGAUAGGGAACCAUUAAAACAAAAACGAAUAAAAAGACUAAGUCGAUCAUCACCAGCUAUAAUUGAACAACGACUACAAUGUUUAGAUCGAAGUUUACUUAGUGUUGAUCCUCUACCAUAUGUACGUGACAUGCUUAAUGAAUUGAGUAAUACAGAAGCUUUUCUUUAUGCUCGACAAUGUCGUGUUGUUGCUGCUAAAUUACGUUUAUGUUGGAGUGAUGUUAAUGAAGAAAUAAAAUCAUUAUUAAAACAUAAAGAAUAUACAGAAGCAGCUAUUGAACAUAUUCGAAAAGAUUUAAUAAUUAAUAAAGAGAUACUUUCUCAACUAUUAUCAACUCUUGGCUUUCGUCUACCAUGUACACCUCAAAAUAAUCCAAUAACUUCAUCUAAUUCAAAUUUAAAUAAUACAAAUAUUUCAACAGAAGCAACAUUAUUGAAUGAAAAUAGUUUACCACUUGUUGGAAAUUUACUUGCUUUUAGAUCAGAUGUUAUACAAGUAUAUCAAGAUGCAACAAAAUUAAUUGAAGAAUCAUGUGAAAUUAAAAAACAAGCGAUGAAUCAAAUAAAAGAUGCAAAAGCUUAUUCAUUAAGUGUUAAUCAAAGUAUUGCUCAAAAACUUGCGGAUAUUAUUACAUUAGCUUAA